Molecule: messenger RNA, 1408 nt
Organism: Phlebotomus argentipes
Lineage: Eukaryota; Metazoa; Arthropoda; Insecta; Diptera; Psychodidae
Exons: 1
Biological process (GO): proteolysis
Molecular function (GO): aspartic-type endopeptidase activity
Source: RefSeq, a predicted model, not a curated record
CAAGAAUGAAACACCACGCGAUGAUCAGCCAUUACUCGAUCGUCCACGCCCAUCAAAAAUGAACCUCAAGGAACGCUUACGUCAGCUACUUGACUCAAUGGACGAUGGUGAAAUAGGAAACCGCGACGACACUUUUUCACGCCCAAGACAUCUUCCCAAGCUCCCUCCGAUCAAAUUACUAAGAUUCAGCGGGAAGGAGAGCGAAUGGCAGGCGUUCAUCGAAUUGUUUACAAGCGUCAUUCAUGAUAAUAGUACGCUUAGUGGCGUUCAGAAAAUGCAAUACCUCAUUUCGAAUCUUGAGGCAACGCCCAAGAAAUUGAUAUCGCAUUUGGCGCUGACCAAUGCCAAUUAUGAGAGCGCAAUGGAGAUUCUCAAGGCGAGAUAUGAGAAUAAACGGCUCAUGGUAAACAAUUACAUGAGCUCCAUUGUCCAACACAGGAGGCUUACAGCAGCCUCAGCUGAUGAAGUGAUCCAGUUACAUGACUGUAUCAACGCCUGUAUAGCAGGAUUGAAAAAUCUUGGCUACAAUGUGACGACUUGGGAUCCAAUGCUGGUCUCAAUUGCAAUGCAGAAGUUCGACGGUGAGACGAACAAGGCCUUUGAGGAGAGUAUCAUCGAUGUGACAGCUGUUCCAACCAUUGCUGAACUCAUGAAAUUCCUUCUCAAGAGGUACCGCAUCCUCCGUGCUUCUCCCAAAGAGGCUCAGUACUCCAAGGAACUCAAAAAGAAGUCCUUCCAUACGGCUUCUUCCUUACAAGUAACCUGCUCAAAAUGUGGCAAUGACCAUAUCUUAAUGAAAUGUCCAGAGUUUCAAAAACUCACACCGCUACAACGCAAAGAUCAUGCAAAAGAGAAAAAUCUCUGCUACAACUGCCUUACGCAUCAUAGGAAGGAUGACUGUAAGAGCAAAAAGACUUGCUUCACCUGUAACAAACGCCACCACACUCUUCUGCACUUCGAACAGAAGAAACCAACCAAUAAGAAGAGUCUUCAUACCUCCGUUCCUAACGAGAGCGACGCAGAGUCUACUGAAGAUGCUCCUGUAGCAUUUCACACCAAAACCAGCUCGCUCGUACUUUCAACCGCCGAAAUUAGGAUUCGUGACAAGGCUGGACAAUGGCAGCACUUCAGAGCUCUCCUUGACACAGGCUCAGGAGACACCUUCAUUUCUGAGUCUGCUGCUCAAACACUCAAGUUGCCGAGGCAGAAAACUGCGACAUCCAUCAAAGGAAUCGGUGACGUCAAGGCAGCCGUAAGCAAAACAACAAUGGACAUUACAAUCGCUCCUCGAUUCUCCUCCCAGCUCAAAUGGUGCACGACAGCCCUUGUGCUACCAAAAUUAUCGUCUUUUUUGCCUUCAAGGCCCAUCCGUUCCGAAUGUCCGACCAAUGUAAAAUCUCCAGCCUAA